AUUACCGGAAAUCGUCCUUUUUUCACGGACUGUCGAAGGAACAACACGUGCUAGGGAAAAAACCAUGCCUGGCCGAAAACCAAUCGUUUUCUCGCGUACCUACACCACCCCACGUAGACCUUAUGAAAAGGAACGUCUAGACCAAGAAUUGAAACUCAUUGGAGAGUACGGACUUCGUAAUAAGAGAGAAGUAUGGAGAGUCAAGUACACGUUGGCCAGAAUCCGUAAAGCCGCCAGAGAACUCCUCACCUUGGAAGAUAAAGACCCAAAACGUCUUUUUGAGGGUAAUGCUCUCUUGAGACGUCUUGUAAGAAUUGGCGUAUUGGAUGAAACUAAAAUGAAGCUCGAUUACGUCUUGGGUCUUCGUCUUGAAGACUUUUUGGAACGUCGUCUACAAACCCAAGUAUUCAAAUUGGGUAUGGCCAAGUCCAUUCAUCACGCUCGUGUCCUGAUUAGACAGCGUCAUAUUCGCGUUCGUAAACAAGUUGUUAAUGUUCCAUCAUAUGUUGUCCGCUUGGACUCACAAAAGCAUAUUGCUUUCUCACUCCAUUCACCAUUGGACUCUGGACGUCCAGGACGUGUUAAGAGAAAGAACAUGCGUAAGGCUCAAGGUGGAGCUGGUGAUGAAGAAGACGAAGAUUAA
Molecule: messenger RNA, 643 nt
Organism: Dimorphilus gyrociliatus
Lineage: Eukaryota; Metazoa; Annelida; Polychaeta; Dinophilidae
Source: the annotation of a GenBank genome assembly